This is a messenger RNA of Olea europaea var. sylvestris, 721 nucleotides long. RefSeq lists its product as uncharacterized. The record is from RefSeq and is a predicted model, not a curated record. The coding region runs from base 232 to 519 and encodes 95 amino acids. The transcript has a single exon. Lineage: Eukaryota; Viridiplantae; Streptophyta; Magnoliopsida; Lamiales; Oleaceae.
CCCUCACGCUCCUCACACGCGCCGUCGUCUUACGGCUCAUCCUCGUUUGCUUCCACCACCUCUUCAACCUUCACCACCGCCCGCUCUCUCCAGAGGCCUACUUCACCCACCCGCGUAAAUAUCCGUAACUAUACUAACCGCUCCGUUCGUUUCACCACCUCCCCGAACCAAUCGAUCUCCGUGUCGAGCCGGGAGAAUCCUCGGGUCGCAGCCGGCCAGAAGAGGACCUGUAUGUGCUCCCCAACCAACCAUCCCGGUUCGUUCCGUUGCAGCUUACACAAAGGAUUCGCGAGCCAAAAUUCAGUUCAUUCUCAAACGGCGUCGUCUCCAAUGCGGUUGAACAUGCGCCGUUCCGCCAUGACGAAUUCUCUGGUGAGGAUAGGUACUGUGGAAGGAGAUUUAGUAAAGAGGGCUUUGGCGACGUUGAUUCGCCCCUCCUCCCACCAGCAGCGCCGCCGCGCCGGCUUCCAGCCACGGAAAAGCCGGCUUUCCGUCAUGUGUAAGGCUGAAGAUCAUUGAACGGUGAUAAAUUAAGUAACGGCUGAUGGUGGCGGAGCGGUUGUGAUGACGUCACUUUGACGAAACGAACGGAACGGUUUUUUUUUGGUACUCCGGAAUCCGAUAGGAUCCGAAACCUUGUUCCUGAGUAAUCAAUGUUCGUGUACAGAUAUUUUAUGCGUUCUCAUAAAUAUAAUUACCUGCUGCAAUUAAUUUUCCCAAA